ACCGCGAGUGGAGCCGGAGCCGCCCGCGGGCAGGGAGCGCCCGCCGCGAUGUCCCACUCGGUGGUCCUGCGCGGCCCUUCGCCGUGGGGGUUCCGCUUGGUGGGAGGCAAAGAUUUCAGCGCCCCGCUGACCAUCUCCAGGAUUAACCCUGGCAGUAAAGCAGCCAUGGCAGACCUGUGCCCAGGAGAUGUUAUUCUGGCAAUUAAUGGAGAGAACACGGAGAACAUGACACACCUGGAAGCACAGAACAAGAUCAAAGCGUGUGUGGACCAGCUGCUGCUCUCUGUGAACAGAGCUGAAGGGAAGAGCUGGUCCCCCCCUGUUCUGGAGGACGGGAAGGCUCAGGCAUACCGGAUCAACAUCGAGCCAGACCCACAGGACAAUGGCCCUGCCCAGAGCAGGAGGUCGGUGCCCCCCGGGGCUGGGGGCAGCCCCCUGGACAAGCAGCAGGUGCUGAACGUGCAGCACCACCAGCCCCCCCGGCUCUACCCCAACAGCGGCCCCGAGUCGGGGCUCCCGGCCCAGCUGGGCGGGCUCCACAUCUCUGCUGCACACAGCAUUGACCCCGUGAAGUCUCUCCCACGGAACAGAAAUGGGAUUGAUGUGGAGUCAGAUGUCUACAAGAUGCUCCAGGACUAUGAAAAGCCCGUCUCAGAGCCAAAGCAGUCUGGAUCCUUCCGAUACUUACAGGGCAUGUUGGAGGCUGGCGAGAACGGUGAAAAGCUCGACAGACUGAGCAGCCCCCGCAACAUGAAGCCCCCGGUGCCGAAGCUGGGCGGGGCCAUGUCGGGGCUGCAGAUGCUCCCGGAGUGCACCCGCUGCGGGAACGGCAUCGUGGGCACCAUCGUCAAGGCUCGGGACAAGCUCUACCACCCCGAGUGCUUCAUGUGCGACGACUGCGGCCUCAACCUGAAGCAGAGGGGGUAUUUCUUCAUCGAGGAGCAGCUGUACUGCGAGACCCACGCCAAGGAGAGGGUUAAGCCCCCCGAGGGCUAUGACGUGGUGGCUGUUUAUCCCAACGCUAAAGUCGAACUGGUCUAAGCCUGGGCUGUGCUCUGCAGAGGUCGGGCCGAGCCCAGAGCCCACCCACGUCCUGCGCCGGCUGCGAUCACCCCCGGCUACCACAGCCCGAGGCAAACUGCCUGUUCCCAGAUAAAGCCCUGUACACUUGGGAUCUCCGGGGGAUGGUGUUGAAAGCUUAAGAACAGGUUUUUCCCUUCUUUUUGACACUCUGCUUUUUGGGUUGCUGUGUUGGGUUAUUAGUCUGUGCCAUAACCUUGUCCAAGAUCUGUGUAAAUAUUGAUUAAUUCUCUACUCUGUUUCAUAUAAAACCAGUAUUCCUUUUUUUUUUUUGUGUGCCCUCCCUGUACUUAAAAAGCAAGGAAGAUGUUUUAAAAGCUCGAAGAAAAUAAGGCACUUUAACAAGAGAAGCUGACUCCUAUAUCCUGACCCUAAUCUCCUGCCCUGUCACCGUCCCAGCUAUUAAAACUUGACCCCCUGGGAGUCAGGAUGUGGUAUCAGUGGGUCCCCAGCUCAGCCCCAUCCCAGCAGCUGUGCUAAGGAAGGGUGGUCUCUUAAAGCACUAAUUGCAGUGAAAUUCUCUGGAUCAGGGCACUGCAGUUUGAGGCUGAGAGGGACUGAUUAGAGCUCCCCAAGAGAUCUCCACACUUGAGCCUGUGACAAGGCUUUUCUCUUCCUUUUUCCACUCCUAAUUCAGUUGUUUUCUGUCACCUAAUCACCCAAGCACACCUUUAAAGGACACUGAAAUAGCCUGGAGCACCCUUUGGAUAUCCCCACCUCCCACGCUCCUGCCCACAGCUGCCCUUGCUUUGGCCAUUCUGACUCUUCCCAUUUUUUGCUGUAUUUUUGUAGUCCUUUAUUUCUAGAUCCUCAGGCUGCUGCCAUCUGGGUCUGCCUCCCAGCAGGGAGAGAGUGAUGAAAUCCCUCCAGGCACUUGGGGAGGAACUGGAGCUGGGGUGAGUCCCAAGGCAGCAGGAUUGGAUUUAAACCCUUGUCCCAAGGCUGUGCUUUCAGUCAAGUCCAUCAUCCACUUUAUUUGAGGGGAAAAGUUUUUGUGGAUCAUGAGGUGUUGCUUUUUUUAGAUAAACAUGUUUUUUUGAGAUGUUGCUUUAUUAGAGAAAUGUGGGUUUUCUCAUGUUAGUGCUUGGAGGGAGAGAGAGUUUAGUCCCCAGCUGGAUUCUGCUGUGGGUGGUGAUGGGAGCCUGUGUUCAGUACCACGGGGUUAUUUCUGCUUUGCAACAGCCUCUCUGCUCUUUCUCUUCACUCUGGGAGAAGGAGGAUGUGGGGAAGAAAAAUAAAUGUCUGUGCUCACUUUCCUUCCAGGGAAAAGGAAAAUAAGAAAUGGGGUGAUGGGCAAAGCACUCCUUCCCCUUCUGGCUCUCCAUAACAGGGAAAAUUGGGACUGGAGGAGGGUUGGGAGCAUGAUCCCAGUUGAGGCUGAGCAGGCAAUUUAUUCCUACAGGUUCUGCACCUCAGAAGGGAUUUUAGGGUGUUACUGAGCUACAUCUAGACCUCUUCACACAGAGGAGCCUUGCAGGGAAUGCAGCAGCUCCUGUCCAGCUGCAAUCCCCACAUGUUGCUGGGUCAAACUCUUGUGCCUGUAGCUUGGAAGUUCAGGCUUCCCCCAAACCCAUGAGUGAAUGCAGCUCAACUGAGUGAUGGGGAACUCAUGACACAAAUGGCACAGGGGCCUGUCCCCAUUUUCCAGGCAGAUGGUCACAGCUGCCAGCGGUGCUGUUUGUCACUCCCUGGGGCUCUUGUCCCUGUUUGACUCCACCUGCAUUGUGGCCAUGUCCUGUGGGAUGCCAGGGGUCUGCAGCCCUGGCAUGGGGAACACUAAGAAAUUCAUAAAUUGGUUCAUUGCCUUCAUUUUAAACACCCCUCUGAGCAGGCUGCUGGCAGGGCACCCUUGGCUGUCUUGCUUGGCUGCCAUACCAGUACAGCACUGGGACUGCUGGGCAUGGGGCUUUGCUUUCAAUUUGACCCCAAGUUCCCACAGAUCAGUUUUUCCACAUGGCAUCUUGUGAUACCCCUUCUCAGGAGUAAUCAAUUCACUUGAUUCCCCUGUGGAGCUUGGAGCUGCCUCAUACAACCCCAUCCCAGGGCACACUGAUUCCUGACUUCAGGCACCUCAUUCCCCUUGUGGGGUUUGCAGGAGGUGCCACAAGCAAGUGUCACCUUUUGUGUCACCAGGUAAUGCUGUUUAACUCUGUAAAACAUGGGGAGGGUGCAUUUUGUAUGAAAUACAAAAUAAAACUGUACUGUUUGGUUUAUCACUUA
Messenger RNA from Corapipo altera (White-ruffed manakin), 3300 nucleotides. It is a transcript of the gene PDLIM4, whose product is annotated as PDZ and LIM domain 4. Gene Ontology annotation, cellular component: adherens junction; filamentous actin; stress fiber. The coding region runs from base 49 to 1041 and encodes 330 amino acids. The transcript is spliced from 7 exons. Lineage: Eukaryota; Metazoa; Chordata; Aves; Passeriformes; Pipridae. Gene Ontology annotation, molecular function: muscle alpha-actinin binding; actin binding. Gene Ontology annotation, biological process: muscle structure development; heart development; actin cytoskeleton organization. The record is from RefSeq and is a predicted model, not a curated record.